CGAAGAGUUUGCACGCAUGAACUUUGCUUGAAUACUGCUGUGAUUUUCAGUGAAGAUUUUAAGGUUUGGGUUGAGAAAGAAUUUAUAGUGGAUGUGAAGAAGAUACGAAAAGUUAUCAGAAGACAAUCAGAGGAAUGUAUGAAAUGCGGACAACAGUGAAACAGCAUUCACAGAGAUGUCAUCUCAACUUUGUAUGGGCCAUCGCGUUGCUGCAAAUAGUCUUCAGGAUGCCUUUUACAACGGGAGCUGACGUUCCCUCUGAUCCCAACAUGGCUGCGGCCUCUACCUGGAACGCCUCCAGUGGACCUCAGAAAGAGCCCUUCCUGCAGCUGGAGAAUCCCAUGAACAACAUCACCACGUCGCUGGGCCAGACGGCCGAGCUGCACUGCCACGUGACGGGCUUCCCGCCGCCCGCCGUGCGCUGGCUGAAGAACGACGCGCCGGUGGUCCAGGAGCCCCGGCGAAUCUCGUACCGGCCCACCGCCUACGGCUCGCGCCUGCGCAUACGCAACCUGGACACCACCGACACCGGCUACUUCCAGUGCGUCGCCACCAACGCCGCCGGCACCGUCUCCACCACCGGCAUUCUCUUCGUCAAGUUCGAUCCGCUCCCCACUCCACUGCCUGGAAGGCCUUCACCGGACGACUUUGACGAGGAGGGCUUCUGCCAGCCCUACAGAGGCAUCGCCUGCGCACGCUUCAUCGGCAACCGGAGCAUCUUCGUGGACUCGCUGCAGAUGCAGGGCGAGAUCGAGACCCAGAUCACAGCUGCGUUCACCAUGAUCGGGACGUCCAACCACCUGUCGGACCGCUGCUCGGAGUUCGCCAUCCCGUCGCUUUGCCACUUCGCCUUCCCCACGUGCGACCGCAGCUCGGGCAUGGACAAGCCGCGCGACCUGUGCAAGGACGAGUGCGAGAUCCUGGAGAACGACCUGUGCAAGACGGAGUACAUCAUCGCCCGCUCCAACCCCAUCAUCCUCAAGCGCCUCAAGCUGCCCAACUGCGACGACCUGGCCAACGCCGACAGCCCCGAGGCCGCCAACUGCAUGCGCAUCGGCAUCCCCAUGGCCGAGUCCAUCAACAAGAACCACAAGUGCUUCAACGGCAGUGGCACGGACUACCGGGGCACGGCCAGCGUGACCAGGUCGGGGCGGCAGUGCCAGCCGUGGAACUCGCAGUACCCGCACAGCCACACCUACCUGGCCGUGCGCUACCAGGAGCUCAACGGCGGGCACUCGUACUGCCGCAACCCGGGCAACAAGCACGAGGCGCCCUGGUGCUUCACGCUGGACGAGAGCGUGAAGAUGGAGCUCUGCGACAUCCCCAUGUGCGACCCAAAGGAGAAGCGCAGCGGCAGCAGCAUGGAGAUCCUGUACAUCCUGGUCCCGAGCGUGGCCAUCCCACUGGCCAUCGCCCUGCUCUUCCUCUUCAUCUGCGUGUGCCGCAACAACCAAAAGGCCUCCCGCCCCCCCGCACCCCGCCAGCCCAAACCCGUCAGAGGACAGAACGUGGAGAUGUCCAUGCUCACUGCCUACAAAACUAAGAGCAAGGCCAAGGAGCUGCCCCUGUCGGCGGUGCGCUUCAUGGAGGAGCUGGGCGAGUGCGGCUUCGGCAAGGUGUACAAGGGCCACCUGUACCUGCCGGGCAUGGAGCACGCGCAGCUGGUGGCCAUCAAGACGCUGAAGGACUUCUCGGGCGCGGGCCAGUGGGCGGACUGGCAGGCGGAGGGGGCGCGCAUGGCCGAGUUGCAGCACCCCAACGUGGCGUGCCUGCUGGGCGUGGUCAGCCAGGAGCAGCCGGUCUGCAUGCUCUUCGAGUUCCUGCCGCGCGGCGACCUGCACGAGUUCCUGGUCAUGCGCUCGCCGCACUCGGACGUGGGCUGCAGCUCGGACGAGGACGGCGGCGGCGGCGGCGGCACGGGCACGGGCACGGCGCGCUCGGGCCUGGACCGCGGCGACUUCCUGCACCUGGCCGCGCAGGUGGCGGCCGGCAUGGAGUACCUGGCCGCCCACUUCAUGGUGCACAAGGACCUGGCGGCGCGCAACGUGCUGGUGGGCGAGCAGCUGCACGUCAAGAUCUCGGACCUGGGGCUGUCGCGCGAGCUCUACGCCUCCGACUACUACCGCGUGCAGCCCAACGCCCUGCUGCCCAUCCGCUGGAUGCCGCCCGAGGCCAUCGCCUACGGCAAGUUCAGCACCGACUCGGACGUCUGGUCCUUCGGCGUGCUGCUGUGGGAGAUCUUCAGCUUCGGCCUGCAGCCCUACUACGGCUGCGGCAACCAGGAGGUGAUGGAGAUGGUGCGCAAGCGCCAGCUGCUGCCGUGCCCCGAGGACUGCCCGCCGCGCGUCUACGCGCUGAUGACCGAGUGCUGGCACGAGGGCCCGGCGCGCCGCCCGCGCUUCAAGGACCUGCACGGGCGCCUGCGCGCCUGGGAGGGCCUGUCGUCGUCGCACGCCAGCUCCAGCACGCCGUCGGCGGGCAACGCCACCACGCAGACCACCUCGCUGAGCGCCAGCCCGGUCAGCAACCUGUCGGGCCCGCCGGGCCCCCCACGCUACGCCGGCUACCUCUACCAGGCGGCGGCGGCGGCGGCGGCCGCUCAGGGCCUGGCGCCGGGGCAGAUCGCGGGCUUCGUGGCGGCGCCCAUGGCCCAGGGCCAGCGCUUCAUCCCGGUCAACGGCUACCCCAUCCCGCCGGGCUACGCCGCCUUCCCCCACGCCGCCCACUUCACCCACGCCGCCGCCGGGCACCCGCCCCAGGCCGUGACGUCGCGCGCGGUCCAGCACUGCCCGCCGCCCAAGAGCCGCUCGCCGAGCAGCGCCAGCGGCUCCACCAGCACGGGCCACGUGACCAGCGUGCCCUCCACGGGCUCCAACCACGACGCCAGCACGCCGCUGCUCUCCCACUGCGUCACGCUGGCGCCCAUGGGCACCAUGCCCGGCGGCGGCCCCAUGCCCAUGUACGGACACCUGGCCCAGAAGCAGGUGCACAUGGACCCGUCCCAGGCGGCACUGCUGGCCGAAUCCAACAGACUCAUGUACAGCGAGUCCGUCAUCCACGCAGACCUGUAA
Messenger RNA from Sardina pilchardus (European sardine), 3071 nucleotides. It is a transcript of the gene ror1, whose product is annotated as receptor tyrosine kinase-like orphan receptor 1. Gene Ontology annotation, cellular component: plasma membrane; signaling receptor complex. Bases 135 to 3071 code for a protein of 978 amino acids. The record is from RefSeq and is a predicted model, not a curated record. The transcript has 9 exons. Gene Ontology annotation, biological process: positive regulation of canonical NF-kappaB signal transduction; multicellular organism development; protein phosphorylation. NCBI's taxonomy places the organism in Eukaryota, Metazoa, Chordata, Actinopteri, Clupeiformes, Clupeidae. Gene Ontology annotation, molecular function: ATP binding; Wnt-protein binding; protein kinase activity.